AUGGCCAACCUGCUAUCCAACCAUCCCUCCCUUCUCCACCUGAACCCCUUUACAGGCUGUCUCCGACAGGAGGUUCUACAGUUGCAGCUGUCGUCCAAGGGCCCCCUGUCUCUUAAAGGUAACGCAGCAGAGCUCCAAACCCUGGCCUGCUUCAAACCUUAUUACUCAUUUGUCACCUGGACCCAUUUUCUGCCUAUGGCCAUCUGUCAACUAUUCCUGUUUGACCAUCACAUCCCAAUACUUCCCCACCCUAUUAACUCCUCUUUACCAUUAGAUGGUCAUUGUCACAAUUAAUAUGGUCUUGCAUGGGUCAUGCCAAUGACGUUACAGGUGUAGUAGCUACUUUCAACCAUUCCAAACCAUGUCUUCUGGGAGUUCACUGCCAUAUGUUUUUCCCUGCCUCACAUCACCUCGGCUGGUCCCAUGUCCCAGGAUUCCCAGCAUUGUCGCCCCCUCUGUCCUGCUAACGCUGUAUCACCAGAUGGAUACUCCCAGCUCCACCCUCCCCUUUGCACCCCACCCCUCCCCUGAUUGUGAUGUCAUGUUAGCCAACUCACUGACCUCACUCUUCUCAUAGAGGCUUUAUUCAGAAUGCUGCAUGGCACUCUCUCAAAACCAUAGCAUUACCAUUCGUCAGCUUUCCUAUCGCAUACACCCUGUGUUGUGUUUUGUAUUGAUGCUCUAUGCUUCAGGUUCUUUCUUCAGAGAAAUCUGUUUGUAAUUCCAGUCCUGUUGUGAUGUGCCAGAAUCUGACUUAGUUUUUUAACCUUGAGCAGCCGGGAAGUUGCUUAUGAAAUGCUGCGUUAAAGACCCAAUUGGCGAAGACUAAGUUUAUAUGCGGGCACAGGAAGCCCAUGCUGGUAUGUGCGAGACUGUAUGGUCCCCAGUAAGGGGGACGCGGUGACGACAAUGAGGUCCCGCCCUUUCCUCUCACUGGACAUAUCAAGGGAAGAAUAGCCCUGCCACUCUCAAGCGCCUCCCCUUGGCAUGACUGAGGUGCACUGCAGAUAGUUGUGGAAACGUUGAGUGAUUACUAUAGGCUGACACGUGUAUGGUGGUUUGGAACACAGGCACACACUGCCUGGGGGUCAAGGUUGCUCACCAGUAAGUCACGUGACUGAUAAGGGCCCACUCAGGUACUGUAUGAUCACUAAGAACAGAGGAGAGAAUGGGAAUGAAUGAGAGCAACACUUAUUGAAUUUGAUCAAUGGCAGUCAUUGUAGAAUAUAAACUAAAUUAAUGGACAUGUUUCCUGGAACCCAUUGUUUAUCUGUGGACUUCAUAGUAAAGGUGGUCAUACUAUUAUAUAAGCCUGAGGACACUACAGUACUGUUGUCGUCAGCUCAUGCCUCAAAGUUCUUCCUGUGUUUUUAGUGACGGUUUUUCUCAGACCUGUAAUUUUAAAGGCUUCCCCUAGCCCUAGAGCCAUUGAACAGGAAGGGGAUUGUAUCACUGGAUUCCCUCCCUCCAGGUCUGUCAGCCCGGUGAACUUUCCCCCAGUAAAGCUCUCUGCUGGGGCAGGGCAGGCCAGAUGACUGGCUGGGUUAGUGGGACAGAGAUUUAGGUAGGAGUGGGGGGGGGUUGAGCUGGGGCUGGGUCAUCCUGGCCAGGACUGGGUUAGGCUCCCAUGCUGGCUCAGGGCUUUCUAAUGUUGUCAGGAUUACCGUGGGCCAGUCACAUGGUCUGUGAGGAGAGGCGGCCGGUCAUUGUGUGUGAUGUGCGGGUCAGGCAGGUCGUGUCAGUGUGACCCAGAGGUUACAACCUCACUGUGGAACAUGGAAGCUAUGGCGUCUACAGGGAACAGUACUGUAUGAAGAGGAAAGGUCAUACCUGUAUCAGUGCCAGUGAGGUCAUGGAUCUCAUUGAUAUCCGUAAAGCCCUCCAUGGAAGACAAACUGUCAAAUCAAGAUAGAAAAAUACAUGUCAAAUGUUAUCCCAUUUACCAGAAAUGCUGUGGAUUUAAUUGAAGCACAUUUACAAGUUGAGAGACUUGUAAGAGCUUGACCUAUAGAGCCAUCCCUCACUUUCAAUUAAUGCAAUAAAUUUGCCCAAUAGUUGUCAGUGCAGAACCAGUAAAAUGCUAAUAAUGUAAUCGAGACUAUGGUGUCUCUGCCACCUGUCAGGUUAGGGCCACAGUCAGGUAGCUGUGCUACUGGCAGUGCCAGUCAAAUCAGAUAAAAGUUGAUUGUUUGUGUACACAGAUUUGCAGAUUUUAUCGCAGGUUAUUUUCCUGGCACCACUCCGCCAGGGCUCUCACCUCCUCCCUGUAGGCUGUCUCAUCAUUGUUGGUAAUCAGGCCUACCACUGUUGUCGUCAGCAAAAUUGACGAUUGCGUUUGAGACACGCGUGGCCACGCAGUCAUGGGUGAACAGGGAGUACAGGAGGGGGCUGAGCACGCACCCCUGUGGGGCCCCCGUGUUGAGGUUCAGCGUGGCGGAGGAUGUUGUUGUCUAUCUUCACCACUUGGGGUUGUCCCGACAGGAAGUCCAGGACCCAGGGCCCUGAGCUUAGUGAUGAGCUUGGAGGGCACUAUGGUGUUGAAGACUGAGCUGUAGUCAAUGAAGAGCAUUCUUACAUAGGAAUUUCUCUUGUCCAAGUGGAAUAGGGCAGUGUACACUGCAAUGGCGAUUGCGUAGUCUGUGGAUCUGUUGGGGCGAUAUGCAAAUUAAGUCGGUCUAGGGCGUGAUUUCUUAAACUAUGGUUCGGGAACCAAAGUGAGCCCUGGGCAUGUUAGAGGUGGGUCACGAGUUAUGAGAAUACAUCUAUAAUCACACAAUAUUUCGUCUUAAUUUGGGCUUAUGAAGGAUGAUUUGGGUCUCGGGAGGAUGGUCAACUUUUCAUUUGGGUACCGAGCUGAUAAAGUUUAUGAACCGCUGGUCUAGGGUGUAAGGUGAAGGUGAUAUGGUCCUUAACUCGCCUCUCAAAGCACUUUAUGGUGACAAGUGAGUGCUACGAGGCGAUAGUCAUUUAGUUCAGUUACCUUCACUUUCUUUGGUACAAGAACAAUGGUGGACAUCUUGAAGCAAGUGGGGACAACAGACUGGGAGAGCGAGAGAUUGAAUAUGUCCGUGAACACUCCAGCCAGAUGGUCAGUGGGCUCGGCUGUGUCUGAAGGAUUACCCUGUGGGCAGCGAGCGCACGCGACUAGCGUUCCCAGUUUAGCUACGUGUGAUGUGCACGUGUCAGCACUGUGGAGAGAAUAGACCCUGCUCUCUAUAAGGAGAGGUUCCUGGGGUAUCAUGACGACACCAACAGCUGAGCCACUGACAGAGAAAAAGUUAACUUCUAGCUCACUCUUCUUCUCCUCCUCCCCUGCCCCCCUUCCGGUCCCUCUUUCCUGCUCUCACUUCCUCUCCUCCUUCUUUCUCUCCUCAAUUCUUUCUCUCAUUCUCGUAGGGGGGAGGAAUGGGGUGAAGGGUGAGUCAGCUGCCAGUGAUGAUGACCUGGCGUCUGAUGUGCUCAGUCACUACAGCAGUGCCAGCGAGAGCGCCUCCGUGUUGGACGAGGGCACAGGUGGGUGCACGCACAUACAUACAGUUGAAGUCGGAAGUUUACAUACACUUAGGUUGGAGUCAUUAAAACUCGUUUUUCAACCACUUCACACAUUUCUUGUUAACAAACUAUAGUUUUGGCAAGUCGGUUAGGACAUCUACUUUGUGCAUGACACAAGUAAUUUUUCCAACAAUAAUUCACUGUAUCACAGUUCCAGUUGGUCAGAAGUUUACAUACACUAAGUUGACUGUGCCUUUAAACAGCUUGGAAAAUUCCAGAAAAUGACUUUAGAAGCUUCUGAUAGGCUAAUUUACAUAAUUUGAGUCAAUUGGAGGUGUACCUGUGGAUGUAUUUAAAGGCCUACCUUCAAACUCAGUGCCUCUUUGCUUGACAUCAUGGGAAAAUCAAAAGAAAUCUGCCAAGACCUCAGAAAAAAAAUUGUAGACCUCCACAAGUCUGGUUCAUCCUUGGGAGAAAUUUCCAAACGCCUGAAGGUACCACGUUCAUCUGUACAAACAAUAGUACGCAUGUAUAAACACCAUGGGACCACGCAGCCGUCAUACUGCUCAGGAAGGAGACGCAUUCUGUCUCCUAGAGAUGAACGUACUUUGGUGCGAAAAGUGCAAAUCAAUCCCAGAACAACAGCAAAGGACCUUGUGAAGAUGCUGGAGGAAACAGGUACAAAAGUAUCUAUAUCCACAGUAAAACAAGUCCUAUAUCGACAUAACCUGAAAGGCCGCUCAGCAAAGAAGAAGCCACUGCUCCAAAACCGGCAUAAAAAAACCAGACUACGGUUUGCAACUGCACAUGGGGACAAAGAUAGUACUUUUUGGAGAAAUGUCCUCUGUUCUGAAGAAACAAAAAUAGAACUGUUUGCCAUAAUGACCAUCGUUAUGUUUGGAGGAAAAAGGGGGCUGCUUGCAAGCCGAAGAACACCAUCCCAACCAUGAAGCACGGGGGUGGCAGCAUCAUGAUGUGGGGGUGCUUUGCUGCAGGAGGGACUGGUGCACUUAACAAAAUAGAUGGCAUCAUGAGGAAGGAAAAUUAUGUGGCUAUAUUGAAGCAACAUCUCAAGACAUCAGUCAGGAAGUUAAAGCUUGGUCACAAAUGAGUCUUCCAAAUGGACAAUGACCCCAAGCAUACUUCCAAAGUUGUGGCAAAAUGGCUUAAGGACAACAAAGUCUAGGUAUUGGAGUGGCCAUCACAAAGCCCUGACCUCAAUCCUAUAGAAAAUGUGUGGUCAGAACUGAAAAAGCGUGUGCGAGCAAGGAGGCCUACAAACCUGACUCAGUUACACCAGCUCUGUCAGGAGGAAUGGGCCAAAAUUCACCCAACUUAUUGUGGGAAGCUUGUGGAAGGCUACCCAAAACGUUUGACCCAAGUUAAACAAUUUAAAGGCAAUGCUACCAAAUACUAAUUGAUUGAAUGUAAACUUCUGACCCACUGGGAAUGUGAUGAAAGAAAUGAAAUCUGAAAUAAAUCAUUCUCUCUACUAUUAUUCUGACAUUUCACAUUCUUAAAAUAAAGUGGUGAUCCUAACUGACCUAAGACAGGGAAUUUUUACUAGGAUUACAUUUCAGGAAUUUUGAAAAACAGUUUAAACGUAUUUGGCUAAGGUAUAUGUAAUCUUCAGACUUCAACUGUACACGCACACACACACACACACACACACAGGAAAGUCACACCAUGCAGUUGGCAUCAUUGACUUGUGUGUCUUGUCCAGCACAGGAGGAGGUGGUGAACCAGUAGAUGAACAGACUGCCCAGGAGGAGACAGAAGACAAGCUGAAACAAUGCAUAGAUAACCUGAUGGACAAGAGGUGGGUUUCACAGGAUUUAAAAUGUUUUUACAGAAGGACUCACUGUACACAUUCUAACAGCACAAAAAACUACAACCACCAAAGUUGCUAGUACUUGGGUACGUGGACAUUAGGAACAUGUAGUGCCUUCAGAAAGUAUUCACACCCCUCAACUUUUUCCACAUUUUGUUAAAGCAAUUAUUUAAAAUUAAUUUAAUUGAGAUUGUUUGUCACUGGCCUACACACAAUAAUAUCCCAUAAUGUAAUAGUGGAAUUAUGUUUACAAAUUAAUUAAAUUAAAUGUCUUGAGUCAAUAAGUAUUCAACCCCUUUGUUAUGGCAAGCCUAAAAGUUCAGGAGUAAAAAUGUGCCUAACAAGUCACAUAAUAAUUUGCAUGGACUCACUGUGUGCAAUGAUAGAUGUUUGAAUGACUACCUCAUCUCUGUACCCCACACAUACAAUUAUCUGUAAGGUCCCUCAAACAUAGAAUCAAACACAAAGACCAGGGAGGUUUUCAAUGCCUCACAAAGAAGGGCACCUGUUGGUAGAUGAGUAAAAAAAACCCAAAAAAACAGACAUUGAACAUUCCUUUAAGCAUGGUGGAGUUAUUAAUUACACUUUGGAUGGUGUAUCAAUACAGCCAAUCACUACAAAGAUACAGGCGGCCUUCCUAACUCAGUUGCCAGAGAGGAAGAAAACUGCUCAGGGAUUUCACCAUGAGGCCAAUCAAUGGUGACUUUAAAACAGUUACGGAGUAUAAUGGCUGUUUAUAGGAAAAAACUGAGGAUGAUCAACAACAUUGUAAUUACUCCACAAUACUAACCUAAAUGAAAGAGUGAAAAGAAGGAAGCCUGUACAGAAUACAAAUAUUCCAAAACAUGCAUCCUGUUUGCAAUAAGGACACUAAAGUAAAACUGCAAAAAAUGUGGCGAAGAAAUUGACUUUGUCCUGAACAUAUUAUGUUUGGGCAAACACAGCACAUCACUGAGUACCAGCAUGGUGGUGGCUGCAUGAUGUUAUGGGUAUACUCGUCAUCGGCAAGGACUAGGGAGGUUUUAGCAUAAAAAGAAACGGAAUGGAGCUAAGCACAGGCAAAAUCCUAGAGGAAAACCUGGUUCAGUCUGUUGCUUUCCAACAGACACCGGGAGACAAAUUCACCUUUCCGCAGGACCAAUAACCUAACAUGCUGACCAGACCGCAUGCGCACCAUCGCGUGCAUGUUGAUUUUGUCCACCCACACCAGACGCGAUCAGGACACGCAGGUUGGAAUGUCAAAACGAACUCUGAACCAACUAUAUUAACUUUGGGACAGGUCGAAAACCAUUAAACAUGUAUGACAAUUUAGCUAGCUAGCUUGCUGUUGCUAGCUAAUUUGUCAUGGGAUAUAAACAUUGGGUUGUUAUUUUACCUGAAAUGCACAAGGUCCUCUACGCCGACAAUUAAUCCACAGAUAAAAGGGUAAACUGAGUGAGUUUCUAGUUCUCUCCUCCUUCAGGCUUCUUCUUCUUCUUUGGACUUUAUAUGGCGGUUGGCAUCCAACUAUAACCUUUUAAGGAUCGGACCCUUUUUUUCAAUUUUCGCCUAAAAUGACAUACCCAAAUAUAACUGCCUGUAGCUCAGGACCUGAAGCAAGGAUAUUCAUAUUCUUGAUACAAUUUGAAAGGGAACACUGAAGUUUGUGGAAAUGUGAAAUGAAUGUAGGAGAAGAUAACACAUUAGAUCUGGUAAAAGAUAAUACAAACAAAAAACAUGCGUAUUGUUAUUAUUAUUUAUUUUUUCAUCUUUGAAAUGCAAGAGAAAGGCCACAAUAUAAUAUUGCAGUUUAGGUGCAAUUUAGAUUCUGUCCACUAGAUGGCAGCAGUGUGUGUGCAAAGUUUCAGAUUUAUCCAGUGAAGCAUUGCAAUACUGGACUAUUUUGUAUCAAGUCUGGCCAAAUGUGCCGAAUUGGUAUAUUGAUACAUUUUCAAGUACAUAACUAUAGAGAACAUACAUUAUGUAUAACCAUUUGGCAAAUCUGACCAUAACUCUAUCCUCCUGAUUCCUGCUUAUAAGCAAAAACUAAAGCAGGAAGCACCAGUGACUCGGUUAAUAAAAAAGUGGUCAGAUGACGCAGAUGCUAAGCUACAGGACUGUUUUGCUAGCACAGACUGGAACAUGUUCCGGGAUUCUUCAGAUAGCAUUGAAGAGUACACCACAUCAGUCACUGGCUUCAUCAAUAAGUGCAUCGAUGAUGUCGUCCCCACAGUGACCGUACGUACAUACCCCAACCAGAAGCCAUGGAUUACAGGAAACAUCCGCACUGAGCUAAAGGGUAGAGCUGCCGCUUUCAAGGAGCGGGACUCUAACCCGGACGCUUAUAAGAAAUCCCGCUAUGCCCUCCGACGAACCAUCAAACAGGCAAAGAGUCAAUACAUGACUAAGAUUGAAUCGUACUACACCGGCUCUGACGCUCGUCGGAUGUGGCAGGGCUUGAAAACUAUUACAGACUACAAAGGGAAGCACAGCCGCGAGCUUCCCAGUUACACAAGCCUACCAGACGAGCUAAACCACUUCUAUGCUCGCUUCGAGGCAAGCAACACUGAAGCAUGCAUGAGAGCACCAGCUGUUCCGGAUGACUAUGUGAUCACGCUCUCCGUAGCCGAUGUGAGUAAGACUUUUAAGCAGGUCAACAUUCACAAGGCCGCAGGGCCAGACGGAUUACCAGGAUGUGUACUCCGAGCAUGUGCUGACCAACUGGCAAGUGUCUUCACUGACAUUUUCAACAUGUCCCUGACUGAGUCUGUAAUACCAACAUGUUUCAAGCAGACCACCAUAAUCCCCGUGCCCAAGGACACUAAGAUAACCUGCCUAAAUGACUACCGACCCGUAGCACUGACGUCUGUAGCCAUGAAGUGCUUUGAAAGGCUGGUCAUGGCUCACAUCAACACCAUUAUCCCAGAAACCCUAGACCCACUCCAAUUUGCAUACCGCCCCAACAGAUCCACAGAUGAUGCAAUCUCUAUUGCACUCCACACUGCCCUUUCCCACCUGGACAAGAGGAACACCUACGUGAGAAUGCUAUUCAUUGACUACAGCUCAGCAUUCAACACCAUAGUGCCUUCAAAGCUCAUCACUAAGCUAAGGAUCCUGGGACUAAACACCUCCCUCUGCAACUGGAUCCUGGACUUCCUGACAGGCAGCCCCCAGGUGGUAAGGGUAGGUAACAACACAUCUGCCACACUGAUCCUCAACACGGGGGCCCCUCAGGGGUGCGUGCUCAGUCCCCUCCUGUACUCCCUGUUCACCCAUGACUGCAUGGCCAGGCACGACUCCAACACCAUCAUUAAGUUUGCCGACGACACAACAGUGGUAGGCCUGAUCACCGACAACGAUGAGACAGCCUACAGGGAGGAGGUCAGAGACCUGGCCGUGUGGUGCCAGGAUAACAACCUCUCCCUCAACGUGACCAAGACAAAGGAGAUGAUUGUGGACUACAAGAAAAAAAAAGAGGACUGAGCACGCCGCCCCCAUUCUCAUCGACGGGGCUGUAGUGGAACAGGUUGAGAGCUUCAAGUUCCUUGGUGUCCACAUCACCAACGAACUAUCAUGGUCCAAACACACCAAGACAGUCGUGAAGAGGGCACGACAAAGCCUAUUCCCCCUCAGGAGACUGAAAAGAUUCGGCAUGGGUCCUCAGAUCCUAAAAAAAUUCUACAGCUGCUCCAUCGAGAGCAUCCUGACUGGUUGCAUCACCGCCUGGUAUGGCAAUUGCUUGGCCUCCGACCGCAAGGCACUACAGAGCGUACGGCCCAGUACAUCACUGGGGCCAAGCUUCCUGCCAUCCAGGACCUCUAUAUCAGGCGGUGUCAGAGGAAGGCCCUCAAAAUUGUCAAAGACUCCAGCCACCCUAGUCAUAGACUGUUCUCUCUGCUACCGCACGGCAAGCGGUACCGGAGUGCCAAGUCUAGGUCCAAAAGACUUCUCAACAGCUUCUACCCCCAAGCCAUAAGACUCCUGAACAGCUAAUCAUGGCUACCCGGACUAUUUGCACUGCCCCCCCACCCCAUCUUUUUACGCUGCUGCUACUCUGUUAAUUAUUUAUGCAUAGUCACUUUAACUCUACCCACAUGUACAUAUUACUUCAACUAUCUCAACUAGCCGGUGCCCCCGCACAUUGACUCUGCACCGGUACCCCCCUGUAUAUAUAGCCUCCCUACUGUUAUUUUAUUUUACUUUUGCUCUUUUUUUCUCAACACUUUUUUUGUUGUUGUUUUAUUUUACUUUUUUAUAAAAAAUAAAUGCACUGUUGGUUAAGGGCUGUAAGUAAGCAUUUCACUGUAAUGUCUGCACCUGUUGUAUUCGGCGCAUGUGGCCAAUACAUUUGAUUUGAUUUGACCACCAAGUUUACACACUCCCAGGAAUGUCAUACAUGAUGGAUCAUUAGCUUAUACACUAACUUUCACACAUCUAGAUGGCCAGGCGGGGUGGGUGUGGAGCCAGAGACAGCAGGGGUUCAAACAGUAGAACCUAGUUCCUACAAUUGAAUAUAAAAAUGGGUUUUAUCAAACUAAACUGCUACAUUUCAUCUUUGAGACCCUUAGGAUGACAAAUCAGAGCAAGAUUACUGAAUGUAAGUACAUUAUUUACCUUUAGAGGUAAAUGUAUCAAACCAGUUGCUGUGAUACGAUUUUUGUUGUGCACUCUCCUCAAACAAUAGCAUGGUAUUUUUUCACUGUAAUAGCUACUGUAAAUUGAACAGUGCAAUUAGAUUAACAAGAAUUUAAGCUUUCUGCCCAUAUAAGACAUGUCUAUGUCCUGGAAAGUUAGCUGUUUCUUACAAAAGUCAUGCUAAUCACAUUAGCGCAUGUUAGCUCAACCGUCCCAUACGGGACACCAAUCCCGUAGAGGUUAAGGUGCAUUACCACCACCAACUGGACUGGAGUGUGGACCUUCGCUCAUCUUUCGAUCACCAACGUGGGUAUACAGUGAGGGAAAAAAGUAUUUGAUCUCCUGCUGAUUUUGUACGUUUGCCCACUGACAAAGACAUGAUCAGUCUAUAAUUUUAAUGGUAGGUUUAUUUGAACAGUGAGAGACAGAAUAACAACAAAAAAUCCAGAAAAACACAUGUCAAAAAUGUUAUGAAUUGAUUUGCAUUUUAAUGAGGGAAAUACGUAUUUGACCUUUCUGCAAAACAUGACUUAGUACUUGGUGGUUAAAACCCUUGUUGGCAAUCACAGAGGUCAGACGUUUCUUGUAAUUGGCUACCAGGUUUGCACACAUCUCAGGAGGGAUUUUGUUCCACACUUUUGAUCUUCUCCAAGUCAUUAAGGUUUCUAGGCUGACAUUUGACAACUCGAACCUUCAGCUCCCUCCACAGAUUUUCUAUGGGAUUAAGGUCUGAAGACUGGCCAGGCCACUCCAGGACCUUAAUGUGCUUCUUGAGCCACUCCUUUGUUGCCUUGGCCGUGUGUUUUGGGUCAUUGUCAUGCUGGAAUACCCUUCCACAACCCAUUUUCAAUGCCCUGGCUGAAGGAAGGAGGUUUUCAUGGCCCCGUCCAUCGUCCCUUUGAUGUGGUGAAGUUGUCCUGUCCCCUUAGCAGAAAAAAUACCCCCAAAGCAUAAUGUUUCCACCUCCAUGUUUGACGGUGGGGAUGGUGUUCUUGGGGUCAUAAGCAGCAUUCCUCCUCCUCCAAACACGGCGAGUUGAGUUGAUGCCAAAGAGCUCGAUUUUGGUCUCAUCUGACUACAACACUUUCACCCAGUUCUCCUCUGAAUCAUUCAGAUGAUCAUUGGCAAACUUCAGACGGCCCUGUAUAUGUGCUUUCUUGAGCAGGGGGACCUUGCGGGCGCUGCAGGAUUUCAGUUCUUCACGGCGAAGUGUGUUACCAAUUGUUUUCUUGGUGACUAUGGUCCCAGCUGCCUUGAGAUCAUUGACAAGAUCCUCCCGUGUAGUUCUGGGCUGAUUCCUCACUGUUUUCAUGAUCAUUGCAACUCCACGAUGUGAGAUCUUGCAUGGACCCCCAGGCCGAGGGAGACUGACAGUUUUUUUGUGUUUCUUCCAUUUGCGAAUAAUCGCACAAACUGUUGUCACCUUCUCACCAAGCUGCUUGGCCAUGGUCUUUUAGCCCAUUCCAGCCUUGUGUAGGUCUAUAAUCUUGUCCCUGACAUCCUUGGAGAGCUCUUUGGUCUUGGCCAUGGUGGAGAGUUUGGAAUCUGAUUGAUUGAUUGCUUCUGUGGACAGGUGUCUUUUAUACAGGUAACAAGCUGAGAUUAGGAGCACUCCCUUUAAGAGUGUGCUCCUAAUCUCAGCUCGUUACCUGUAUAAAAGACACCUGGGAGCCAGAAAUCUUUCUGAUUGAGACGGGGUCAAAUCAUUAUUCCCCUCAUUAAAAUGCAAAUCAAUUUAUAACAUUUUUGACAUGCGUUUUUCUGGAUUUUUUUGUUGUUAUUCUGUCUCUCACUGUUCAAAUAAACCUACCAUUAAAAUUAUAGACUGAUCAUUUCUUUGUCAGUGGGCAAACGUACAAAAUCAGCAGGGGAUCAAAUACUUUUUUCCCUCACUGUAUGCUCCUAAAAACCAAUGAGGAGAUGGGAGAGGCGGGACUUGCAGCGCGUCAAGCAUCACAAAUAGAACCAAGUUCUGUUUUAGAGCCUGGCUACGCAGAUGUGCGCGAGCAGUGUGGGUGCAAUGAUUGAAUAACAUGUAUGUGCACAUUUAUUUUGCAGCGCAUGCAACACGGGCGGUCUGGUCAACCUGUUGGACACAAGGCCAAAUAUACACUGGACAACAAUGAAUGUUUUUGAGUGGCAUAGUUACAGUCUGGACUUAAAUCUGCUUGAAAAUCUAUGGCAAGACUUGAAAAUGGCUGUCUAGCUAUGCUCAACAACCAACUUGAGAGAGCUUGAAGAAUUUUAAAGAUAAUGUGCAAAUAUUGUACAAUCCAGGUGUGCAAAGCUCUUAGAGACUUACCCAGAAAGACUCACUGCUAUAAUCGCUGCAAAAGGUGAUUCUAACAUGUAUUGACUCAGGGGGUUCAAUACUUAUCUAGUUAAGAUAUAUUAGUGUUUUUUAUUUUAUUAUUUGUUCAAUUAUCUUUUUUUGCAAAUGCUGGAGUAUUUUGUGUAGAUCGUUGACAAUUAAUUCAGUUUGAAUCCCACUUUGUAACACAACAUGUGGAAAAAGUGGUGUGAAUACAUUCUGAAGGCACGAAGAUCAGCUUCAACAAUGGUGUAGUUGUCCUCUCAUAACUACAUCAUUAGAGAUGUGUAGAGACAUACUGACGUGGCCCUUCCUCCUGUCCCUCUCAGUGCAAAGACGCGCCUGGCAGCCCUGGACUCUCUGAGAGGGGCCUUUUCCUCCAGGCUGCUCUAUGACUUCCUGAUAGAAAGACGCCUCACCAUCAGCGACUGCCUGGAGAGGAGCCUGCGCAAGGGUGAGACUCCACGGCACUGUGUGUGGGGGUUGUGGUUGGGAAAGGAACGAUGGCUCUAUGAAUUAUGGUGGUAAAUAUAGUCAAACGUACAUCACUUUAGGUGGUGCUGGCCUGACAAACUUUAAAAGAUGAGCAGGACCUACACUUACUCUACCAUACCUUUAUCUGGCUGGAAAAUUAACAAUAUUUCCAUCCAAAAUGGACCUUCGUCAAGUCUGAUUUUAGGCUCUAUGAAUUCAGUUCUUCUAAUUGACCAAGUUCCAUGAUAGCCUGACUUCUCUUGUUGAUCUUGUAAAAGGUAUCUUACCCUCUACCCUUUUCCAUCCCUCUACUCGGUUUCUGUCCCUUUUCACCAUUCUCCUUUCUCAGGAGGUGGAGAGGAGCAGGCUGCGGCGGCCACAGUGUGUGCCCAGCUGUGUGUGCAGCUAGGCGGGGGGGACGAGGGUGAGGAGGGCUUCAAGAUCCUACGGCCUGUCCUCAGCGCCAUCAUGAUUGACGGCUGUGCCAGUGUGGCUGCCCGCCAGAGCGUGAGUGUCACCAUUGGCCUUCAUCACACUCCUGUUGUCGACUGCAGUUUUCCACUAAGAGUGCAUUCUUGGAAGUCACAGUUGAAGUUGUUCAUCCCUCUUCCUCUUGCAGUGUGCCAGAGCUCUGGGUAUGUGCUGUUACGUUUCUGCUGCGGAAGACGGAGAGGUGAGAUUCUCUAGAAAUCCUUUUCAUUCUAUUUCUCUGUAGCUGGGAAAGAGAUGUAGUAUGGAAAAUCAAGUUCCAAAAAUUAUCUCUCGUGCGCUUUUUCUCUCUGUCAUUAUUUUUCCCUGUCUCCCCCUGUGGCAGGACUUAGUGAAAUCCAUCAGUCACCUGGAGAGUGUAUUCACCAUGUCGUACCCCAACCGUGAGGGCAUCCUGCCCACCCCUAACGCCGGUGCCCCUGGGCUCCACAGCGCCGCCCUGCAUGCCUGGGCCCUGCUCGUCACCCUCUGCCCCGCCUCCCGCCUCACUGUGCUGCUAGACCUGUGAGUGACACACAGACAGACAGACAGACAGACGGGCUGUGUCUCAAAUGACACCCCCUUUCCCUAUUUAGUGCAGUAGUACUGUACUGCAUAUUUGACUAAAGUAGUGCACUGUACGGCACUACAUGGGGAAUAGGGUGUUAUUUGAGACACAGCCGGGAUCUUGCCAUUAAGAGGAAGAAGAGCAAGAUGGCACCCUUAAUAAAAAGUGACUAUAACCUGCCGUGUUGCCCAUCUCAUGUCCUCUGUCCCCUCUUGUGCUCAGACAUCUACCUAAGCUACAGGCCUGCCUGGAGAGCAGCGACGUGAACUACAGGAUAGCUGUUGGGGAGACCAUAGCCUUGCUGGUUGAGUUGGGAAGAGAUAUAGACAGGGUAUGUUUUGCCUAUUGAACAACCAGGGGCUGUAUGUAUCAAGCAUCUCAGAGUAGGAGUGCUGAUUUAGGAUCAGUUUUGCCUUCUAGAUCACAAUUAAUAUGAUUACAUGGACAUGGGGGACCUGAUCCUAGAUCAGCACCGACGUUCUCAGACACUUUGUAAAUACAGGCCGUGGUCUUACUCGCUCACCAGCUCAAACACAAUAUGGAGCCAAUGUAGAUCCCAUGGAGAGGAAGUGGGGGAAAUAUCCCUGCUGAUCCUUGUGUGUUUUUCUAUGUAGGAAUUUGCGUUUGAAGACAGCGACACGCUGUGUGAGUGCCUAAAGGGCCUGGCCACCGACGGGAACAAACACCGUGCCAAGAACGACAGAAGGAAACAGCGCACCAUAUUCAGAGAGGUGCUACACUACAUCGAGGUAAAGAACCACAAGUCACUCUGAACAUUAACCGGCACAAGGUUCUAAUGUUGCUCAAGAGUUUUUAAAUCACACCAGACCAGUCACUGUAACUGGAGACCAUUGGUCGGUUGGUGCGAGAAAUAUGUAAUGUUGAUUCUAAUGACAUUCUUGCCCAACGUCGUGCAGAAUGAGGACUUCCCGGAGGAGAAGAUCCGCUUUGGUGUGGAGGGCAUCUACAUCGACAGUUGGAUGCGCAGGAGGGUCUACGACGCCUUCAAAGAGGUGCUGGAGUCUGGAGUGAGACACCAUCUUCAGGUUUGAACAAACAUCUAAGUCUAUAACUGUGUUGGUAGGAUAUAGUCUUUUUAUAGCUUAGAUAUCAACCAUCUCUGCAAUCAGUAAUGUUCUGAUCAAAUCUUUCUGUAAGGUUUUUGAUGCUUGCUUGCCUCUUAUUUAUCCUUUGGAAAUGGCUAGUUACCAGGUCGCUAUGAUAUAAAUGGUGUGCCUGGGUCUUGUCUCUCCAGUUUAACCCGCUGCUGAGGGACAUAUUUGGCCUGGGACCCCCUCUGAUAUUGGACUCCUCUGUCAAAUCCAGCAAGAUCUCCCGUUUCGAGAAGGUGACCCCAUGGCCUAUGACUGUCUGCAAACCCACCUACCACCAGCACAUAACCACUCAUCAUAAAACCAUAACCACUGCUCUACCACCAGAAAAUACCCACUUAACCUGACACAUACCGGUUCAACAACCACAUGGUGCAUACCAUGUGGGCUCUCCACUGUCUAAUUAUACUGAACAAAAAUAUAAACACAACAUGCAACAAAGAUUUUACUGAGUUACAGUUCAUAUAAGGAAAUCAGUCAAUUGAAAUAAAUUCAUUAGGUCCUAAUCUAUGGAUUUCACAUGACUGUGCAGGGGUGCAGCCAUGGGUGGGCCUUGGAGGGCAUAGGCCCACCCACUUGGCAGCCAGGCCCAGCCAAUCAGAAUGAGUUUCUCCCCACAAAAUAGCUUUAUUACAGACAUAAAUACUCCUCAGCAGCCCCACAACCCCCCUCAGACGAUCCACUAGGUGAAGAAGCCGGAUGUAGAGGUCCUGGGCUGGCGUGGUUACAUGUGGUCUGCUGUUGUGAGGCCAGUUGGACGUACUGCCAAAUUCUCUAAAACAAAGUUGGAGGCAGUUUAUGGUAGAGAAAUUAACAUUACAUUCUCUGGCAACAGCUCUGGUGGACAUUCCUGCAGUCAGCAUGCCAAUUGAAAAAUCGGUGGCAUUGUGUUGUGACAAAACUGCACAUUUUAAAGUGGCCUUUUAUUGUCCCCAGCACAAGGUGCACCCGUGUAAUGAUCAUGCUGUUUAAUCAGCUUCUUGAUAUGCCACACCUGUCAGGUGGGUGGAUUAUCUUUUCAAAGGAGAAAUGCUCACUAACAGGGAUCCAAAAAAAAUGUGUGCUCAACAUUUGAGGAAAUAAGGUUUCUGUGCGUAUGGAACAUUUCUGGGAUUUUUUUUAAUUUCAUCUCAAUGAACAUGGGACCAACACUUUACAUGUUGCGUUUAUAGUUUUGUUCAGUGAAAAUACAUGUUGGUUAAACUAAACGUACUGGUCCAUUUUGAUUUAGCAGUACCAUGAAAUGUUACGUGUUUGCCUAGUCUUCACAGGACUCAAUAGAAACCAGCCCUCCAUGUUGGCAUUCUUCAUUUUGAAGGGUGUAAGUCUGACCUUUUGAUUAUAUUUUCCUCUCACAGCAUCUUUUCAACUCAGCGGCAUUCAAAGCCAGGACUAAACUAAGGAACAAAGUGAGGGACAAGCGAGCAGAUGUGAUGUGAGGAAUGGAGGAGAGGAAUUGGUGGAACGUGCCGUGGCCAAAUAGGACGAAGACCGGUGAAAAGAAUACAGGGGUGUAUUCAUUGAGCCAAAAUGUUUGGAAUGUUGCAGACCAAUGUAAUGAAUAGAGCUGACAUGAUUUCCUAUUCCAAAUGACAGACAAUCCUAUCUGUUCUACACAGUACAUUUC
Coregonus sp. 'balchen' is the source of this 16497-nucleotide messenger RNA. The record is from the annotation of a GenBank genome assembly. NCBI's taxonomy places the organism in Eukaryota, Metazoa, Chordata, Actinopteri, Salmoniformes, Salmonidae.